This is a messenger RNA of Papilio machaon (common yellow swallowtail), 3385 nucleotides long. RefSeq lists its product as uncharacterized. Gene Ontology annotation, molecular function: nucleic acid binding; zinc ion binding. The record is from RefSeq and is a predicted model, not a curated record. Lineage: Eukaryota; Metazoa; Arthropoda; Insecta; Lepidoptera; Papilionidae. The transcript is spliced from 2 exons. Bases 374 to 3385 code for a protein of 1003 amino acids.
GCAAAGGUCUUCAGAACGCGCCCUUAAGUGCCAUCAGCGCGUCCUUCGGAAUGCGCCUCAACCGGCGGUGAUUGGUCCGCGGCCGCGCCGCCAUUAUGUCCUUCCAUCGCGCCUACGUGACUAGUCGGACGCGAACACUCUCGACGAAAGUACCGUUUUUACCGACGCGUGUGCGCAGAUAUAAAGUGUUGUUUUCUUAAAGUUGAUUGUAAAAUACCUUUAUUAAAUUUGUCAAACUAACUAUCGUUUUACUCCAAAAUACCCGAAAACCCAUGAACAUUAAAAAUGGCGCCCAACUAGAGGCUUUGGAGUAAACUUUUACGUGAACUUUUUGUGAAACUUCGUGAAAAGUUAUUAUCGUAAAAAAAAAAGUAUGACAAAAUCGCGCACACGUCGUCAGUCUCGUCGACAAUCUGAGUUUUUCGACCCGGCGGAAGACGGUUCUUCCCCGCCGCCGACUACAACGGGAAAUAUGUCUGUCAACGACAUGGCCGCCAUGAUGUCCACGUGGCAACGCAACCAAGAGGAAACGUUUGAGAGACUACUGCACACAGUUCUCAACCACUCGCAGCGGCCAUCGUCCCCGCCCGCUCAACCUGCACAUGGAAACUUCGCUUCGUGCAAGGCUCGCUAUAGCGGAGCGCCAGACGAAUCUCUCGACGGCUUUAUAGACGCCGUAGAAGCCUACAAAGAAUGUGCAAAUGUUAACGAAACUAAUGCACUACGUGGGUUGUCAAUGUUGUUAACUCAUGAAGCCGCGACAUGGUGGCAAGGGAUUAAAACCACCACGAACAAGUGGGACCACGCCCUCACAUCCCUCAGAGGUGCGUUUGGUGAUAGCCGACCUCCGCAUCGUAUAUACAAGGAGCUAUUCGCCAACCCACAACAAGCAAAUGAGAAAACGGAACUCUUUAUCGCAAAAACACGAGCGUUAUUAUCACGUCUACCAAAGGACGAUCUGACAACCAAAGUCCAGAUGGACAUGGUGUACGGACUACUACAUAGUAAAAUACGAGAGCGUUUGAGAAGAGAGGAGAUUGAUACAUUCGACACGCUACUCAGAAAGUCUAGAGAGAUAGAAGAAUCUUGCGACGAGAGUCUAUCAACCACUGGCCUUCAGAACAAGCUGCGACAACGCCAGUUCCCGCCAACUUCUCGUCACGCCGCAAGCGUCGCCGCCGCCCAGGGGUCAACGACCGCGCCACCACUAGCACCGCAGAGCGCGCCCAAGCCGCCUGCGCCCGCCGCUGAGUCCAGCGCCCACGGCACCUACCGCCGUCCUCCUCGCAACUCCGUGGUGCCGCACACACCGUCGUCUCUACAACCCCACGGCUCUUCUACGCCGUUCGCGAACGCCAAACGUCGAUAUUGCUUCUAUUGCAAGAGUUAUGGACAUACACGUGAUGAGUGUCGUAGGUUAGCAGCUAAAGGCAAACAGGACAUUGAUAACGCCGCCGACCCUAUCCCGUCAUGUUACGGAUGCAAUGAGCGAGGUGUCACUCGAUCACAGUGUGCUAAAUGUAAUUCGGACUUCUCUGCGUGUGAAUACGACCGUCCGAAAGGCGCGCUGAUGGGCACAUACGGUACAAGGUAUUCCACCACUGUUAUCAAAUCAUCUUGUGAUAAGGAUGAGUCCCAGGUGAGUUCCAUUUCAUCUUAUAACAGUGUGUCACAUAAAGGUUUCCCCUCAAGCAUGUUACCACCCCCCAAGUCCAACUUUGAUUCAGUGAACCAUAAACCGUCAUUGGUAAAUAAUAUUGCAUGGGAAUGCUCUGAAAAUUUUUUGCCUACUCAAUUUAAAUCAGCUUUACCUGAAUUGUUUCAUACUAAAAAUAAUCACACAGAGUUUUUACCUAAACAAUUUACAUCUGUGUUACCUGAGUUAUUUUAUGCUAACAUUGAUCACAUAGAGUUUUUGCCUAUUGAUUUUACUGCAUUCUUGCCAUAUCAAUACUUUCUUUGUGAUAAUGGGUGUGUCGUUAAUUUAAGUCGUGAUACUAAUAUGUUUGAGUGCAUGCCACAUGAUGCGCCUCCUCCGACUUCUAAGCUAACUAACAUGCUUGGUGAUUGUUCUAUAAGUAAGUGCAAUUUGACCACAACCAAAUCAAUCUCAUUUUCGACACCUACUGAUAAGAAUAGGGUGACUAUGAUUUUUUCCGGACAUCCGCGGAAUUCGAACAUAGAAGUUAGGGUGACCAUGAAAAAUGUUUUCUAUGAACAAUCCGGAAAUAUAAAUAAUUUGAAAAAUAAUUUUACUACGCCUACUAGGUUGACCAUGCAGGACGAUUUUAAUAAUAAUCAAAAAUUAUUUCCUAAAGUUGAGUCACAAUUUUUAUUAAAUAGAGCGACCACGUGUUCGAACAUUUCUCUGUCGACUCUUGAUUCAACUAAUUCAAACGCUCAUCCACAAGUGUCAGACACUUGUCAAUCCCAACGGAGACCAAUUCUUGGAGUGGAAAUUCUAGGUGUAAGGGGUACCGCACUAUUGGAUACAGGUGCUAAAGGGUGUAUUGCGGGUGCUUCCUUAUAUCAGGUGUUGCUUAGGCAUAAUCAUGCCUGCCAAGAAACCACUAAACGCGUUCGUCUCGCUGAUGGCUCCGUGCAGAUUCGUGAGUUAUUGGUUACUAACCUGCAUGUUAAACUAAAAAGUAAACUAUUGUGUUUGGAGUUCAUUAUUUUCCCAGACACCGAAUCCAAUGAUACUAUUCUUGGUAUGGAUUUUAUUGCUUCAGCGGGUAUGGUGCUUGAUUUCGCUGCUUCAAUUUGGUAUUUUUCUGGUGAUGAGGUUACUUACCCAUUGGAAUAUGAACUUUCCAGACCCUGCGUGUCCGUAUCCUCUGCAGAUUUCCUACGUGAGGAGGAAGGAGUUAUGCUGCAUCCCGAAGAGAGACUGCUGUUGUCCGACUUCCUAAAACAGAACGAAGACCUGUUCGAACCAGGGGGAGGACCAACUCCGUACGCAGAGCAUCACAUCGACACGGGCGAUAACGCUCCUAUAGCCGUUCCACCAUAUAGGCUCACUCCAGCAAAAAAAGAGAUAAUGAAGGCAGAGUUGGAGAAAAUGUUAGCAGACGACGUGAUUGAAGAGUGUGAGUCUGCGUGGUCUGCGCCUGCUCUUCUUGUCCCGAAGAAGGACGGAUCUUUUAGAUUUUGCGUCGACUACCGUCGCCUCAAUGCGAUCACCAAGACCGAUAGUUAUCCAAUUCCCUUAAUCGAUGAUUUGGAUGACAUCCUGGUGAUCACACAGGGAAGUUUUCAGGACCAUCUUCAGGAUCUUGACAAGGUUUUUGACAGACUGCGUCACUUUGGGCUCCACGCGAACCGCUCGCCAGGAAGUUACAUACCUAGGCCAUGUGAUCACACCCAAAGGAAUCAAGCCGGAUAG